CGUUAACCAAAUCAUACAUUAUAAUGCGACAUCAACUUUCCCGUCCGUAAUGCCCAGCGGCCCCAUCGAAAUAAAAGUUGCAAUUCUCUAUAUCGGCAGGUCAUUUUCAGGCGUCAAAAUCUUCCCUAUCCGAAAAAGAAAAAAUAAAUUAAAAAGGAAUGUACCUGAAGAAGCCGUUUUGGAGUGACUCCUUCGACCCGGAGCCGGAAUCCGAGCCGCCGUCGCCGGUUUUCGAGCUGGUCAAGUCGCUCGACCGGCAGAGAUUGUACCGCGAGGUGACCCUCGCACUCCGAACCGGGCUCCGCGAGGCCCGGGCCGAGUUCUCGUUCCUACGUAUUCGCGGACUUCGUAGCCUUCUCAAGUUCCUCCGAUCAGUUGCCGAAUCGGAUGAUACGAUUAAUCUCUUUUGCCACUCACAAUCCAUACCCGAGCUCCAAGUUGUGCCUGUUCUGUUUCAACAUUCCCUUAUUGAGGUAGAAGAACAUCAUGUGGCUAAUCUAAACCACAUAUUCACUGUGGAACCUAUGAAGAUAACUAGCCCGGCCACAGAUGCUGAGGUGGCUCUUGCUCUUCGAGUUCUUGAAGGGUGCUGUCUUCUUCAUUCGGAGAGCACAAUCUUGGCUCAUCAGCACAAGGCAAUUACAGUGUUGAUGAAUAUUUUGUCAACCCGUGGGGUACUCGAGCAAGGUGCAUGUCUUGAUGCUUUAAUUGCAAUUAUGCUGGAUUCAUCCUCCAAUCAAAUGGAUUUUGAGGCAUGCAAUGGCAUCGAGGAAGUUGCUCUUCUUAUAAGAGAUAAACAAACAGAGGAACAUCUAAGGUUGAAAUGUGGUGAAUUUCUGUUACUUCUCAUUGGACAUGUAAAUGGAAGGGAAAAACCUCCAAUGAUGACAAUACACGAGGAUGUGAGGCGAUUCCUGGGUGAAAAAUCUGCCUCCUUAAUAUGGGCAGCAAGUCAAUUUGGAUCAACCCUGGAUCCCGAGCAAAGAUUAACUGCUUUGCAUAUUCAAGCUCGAAGAGUACUCGAGUCAAUUGAUCUUUACUAAAGCUAUUACAAAACAGAGCUUUUGGCAUCAACAUAUACAUAUCUUAUGUGCACUUGUGUCUUUUUGUUGGUAGAAGUUUACAACAGUUGAACCUGUUCCGAUCUCAUUUGUGCUGUUAAGUUAUCCAAUAUGUCGUAAAUCUCUUUUGCCCUCUUGUGAGAUUUGUCCCAUGCCAUAAACACAUGUGUUUCAUCUUUAUCCUCAAUCCAACUGCAGCCUGGACUUUUAAGCAGUUGUUCGUCUUUCAUUCGUUGCCUUAUUUUUCUUAAUUCAUGCCAUCUACCCGUAGAUGCAUAUAAAUUUGUCAGCAUCACAUAGUUCCCAGAGUUAUCCGGUUCUAUUUCAAUGAGCUUAUUUGCAGCUAUUUCUCCCAUAUCAACAUCCCCAUAGAUAAUACAGCCACCAAGCAGUGCACCCCAAACCACUGCAUCAGGUCUCAUAGGCAUUUUCUCGACCAUCUCGUGUGCAUGCUUGAGUUUUCCUGCUCGACUCAGUAAGUCAACCAUACAUGUAUAGUGUUUCAAUGUCGGUUUUAUCCCAUAAGAUCCCAUCAAAUCGAAAAACUCUAGUCCAGUCUCGACUGAGCCCGCAUGAACACAUGAAGACAAAACUGCAAGAAAAGUCACUUUAUCUGGUGUAAACCCGUUUAACAGCAUUUUACGAAAGAAAGCAAUUACAUCAUCUCCAUGCCCGUGCAUGGCAUACGCAUUUAGCAUGGCAUUAUGGGUGACAAGAUUAUGGUUUUUGGUCCUAUCAUGGAUAAGUUUGGCAUACUUCAUGAACCCACAUUUCACAUACAUAUCUAUCAACGCAGCUCUUAUGUACACGUCCUGUUCGAAUCCACACCUCACUGCAUAUGCAUGAAUUUGCUUGCCUCGCUCUAUAGUAGCUAGCCUCGAGCAGGCAGGUAUAACUAUUCCAACUGUGUAUAUAUCAGGUUUCAAACUUGAAGUUUGCAGAUCCGAAAACAGCUUUAGAGCCAACUCAUGGUGACCAUUCUCCAUGUAACCUGCAAUUAUUCCGUUCCAUGUGUAUAUAUUCGGUUCAAAUCUAUCACCUUUCAUCGACUCAAGAACAGAUUGAAUGCUUUCGAUUUGGUUGCAGGUAGCAUAACCAGAAACGAGGGUAUUCCAAAUCACUAUAUCCUUUUCCUUCACUUGCCAAAAGGCCUUUUUUGCAGCUUCAAGAUCUCGGCACUGGCAAUACAUGUCCACCAAUGCUCCCCCCACAAAAGGAUUUGAUUGAAAGCCUUUGGCUAUGCAAUAUGAAUGUAUAGCUUUUCCGAACUUGUGAAAACCUAUAUCCGCACAAGCUUUAAGAACGCUGCCCAAGGUAAACGAAUCGGGUUCGAUUUCUCCACUUCCUAUUAAAUCCAUAAACAAUCUCAAAGCCUCGUCGAACAUGAGAUUAUCUACAUAGCCCGAGAUCAUCGAGUUCCAAGAAAUCAAGUCCUUCAACUUCCCCUCAUUUUCCAUCCACCGAAAAAGCUCUUUUGCCUUCAAAAUCUCCCCAUUUUCACAAUACCCCGCAAUCAUGGUAUUGAAAGACACCUCGUCCCUCACUGAAAAUCUAGAGAAAACCUUGUAAGCGCUCUCCAUAGCUCCACUCCUCCGGUAGAGAUCGAUCAAUCCAUUGACGAUAUAAGGGCUCGACAUAAACCCGUGUCGUGCAAUAUAUCCAUACAUUUCCUUUCCUAACCUCAAUUUCCUCAAUCUAGCACAUGCGGGAAGAACACUCGCCAAUAUCCGUGCAUUCGGCUCGAAACUCGCGUCUCUCAUUUCAUACACCAUCCCAAUGGCCUCCUCAUCAUGACCAUUCUGCGCAAACCCACCAAUCAAAGCACUCCACGUAACUACGUUCGGUCUCAAAUCAUUUUCCCCUAACAUCUGCUCCAAAAAACUCAAUGCUUCGAAAACCCUCCCAUUAGCUGCACAAGCCGUAACCAUCGAGUUCCAAGAAACACAAUCCCUGAUCGGCAUUUUAACAAAAAUACUCUCGGCAUUGCUCAAGCUCCCACAUUUCCCGUACAUAUCAAUUAAAGCGUUCCCGACAUAAUUAUGCUGCAAGACUCCAAUUUUUGUCGUCAAUCCGUGAAGCUGUCUCCCUAACUCGACUCCACCGUGUGAACUGCAAAUCUUUAAAGCCACUGGAAAAACGAAAAACUCCAACACGAUAUCCUCGAAUUGCAAUCUCUCGAAACACGUGAGGGCUUUCUCGUAAAGCCCGUUGUCCAAAAGAAUGUUCAUUAUGGCUGUGUAAGAGUAUAAGUUUCUAUCGGGCAUUUUGUCGAACACCUUGAGUAAAUCUUCAACACAGCCCAAUUUCCCAUAGAAUUUGAGUAGCUUGGUCUGUACAAACUCGCGGCCGUGAAACCCGUUCUUGAGGAGGUGAGCGUGGACCUGUUUUCCGAGCUCGAGGCAGUUGCAUGAAUCGAGUGCUAAAGCAUAGUCGCCGGAAUUUAAUCCGCCGCGGAGAAAGGGGAAAAUGGUUCGAGUUUGAGAAGGUGAUGGGUCUGAUUGCUGUUUUUCUGUUAGUGGUGCUCGCGGGGAGUGUUGGCUGUUGAGCUUCGGGAAUGAAAGGCGAAAUUGGGGAGAUGAUAGUGGCGCAGGUGGUGGAGGCGGCGGCGCGUGGAUUACAGGUUGAUAGUGAGAAAACAUAUUCCCCAGUUCUUUGAAUUGAUUAGUCCCUAUUUUUAGUGGACCAAAAUACAGACGGGGAGUUUGUUACUACUUUUAAAUUAUUU
Molecule: messenger RNA, 3786 nt
Organism: Striga asiatica
Lineage: Eukaryota; Viridiplantae; Streptophyta; Magnoliopsida; Lamiales; Orobanchaceae
Source: the annotation of a GenBank genome assembly